This is a messenger RNA of Colletotrichum destructivum, 3167 nucleotides long. Its product is annotated as Putative major facilitator, sugar transporter, major facilitator superfamily. Lineage: Eukaryota; Fungi; Ascomycota; Sordariomycetes; Glomerellales; Glomerellaceae. The transcript is spliced from 7 exons. Gene Ontology annotation, biological process: transmembrane transport; carbohydrate transport. Gene Ontology annotation, molecular function: carbohydrate:proton symporter activity. The record is from RefSeq and is a predicted model, not a curated record. Bases 1101 to 2771 code for a protein of 556 amino acids. Gene Ontology annotation, cellular component: membrane.
UGGGCACACCAGCGGGGAGAUCGAUUCGUCACGGACGGGUUCGUCUGCCAUAGACUGGUGCGCCGUCGGUGGAGUGGUUAGGACUUCUGCAUUGAUCCACAGCUCGGCCAACUUCCGCUUCCAGCUCUAGCUCCGGGUGCUUUUCCGACGUUACACGACUUUACGAGACGCUCCCCGAAUGAAAUGAAAUGGGGGUACCGCUCCUAGUAGACCGGCUCCAUGAAAAUUUCAUCCUGCCCGCCGCGGGGGUGGACCAAUCGUCCCAUGACCCAACUUCCACCCUGUCCGCACACAGCGCGGCACGGGUAUGGUGGCAACGGGUAUGUACGCCCUAUAGGUAGGGUAGAAGGGGAAAUACGGAGAACACCGCUGCUACAACGCAGUCUCGCCCUGUGUCGGAGCCCAACUCUCUGGAGGGUGUUGGUUGAAGAUGGUCGAUGUCUUAGCCUGCCGCAGACGUACUUUGGCUUUCACAGGGUGAAUCGCAAAGGAUUCAACCCCCCGGCCUACACGCUUGAGGAAACGGUCUUAUGCCAAACCGCCUAACACCAGCAGCCGAAUCUGGUCACAGCAACCGCCGGUAGGUGCGGUCUGUUUAUGAUCUGACGGUCCCAAGGACAGGUUCGCGGCACAACAACGAUGCAGCCUCUGCGAUGCGAUGUCGAGGGAACAGAACAGUUACGGAGCCGACGAAAACGAUGACGGACUGGCUCAAACCCUUGGACGAACCCCGCCUGAGCUAGCAGAAGUGUGCACCUUGAAUAGUCCACGAACCAGGGACAUGGGUCCCAUCUCUUCCGACGUCAAGAAGUCAAAGACUCAAGCCCGAGUCGCAUCAAAGCUUGACACAUCCUGUCCCCAUGUCAGGCAAAACAAACGACCCCACCACAUGAAGGACGUCUCUUGGCCGGCCAUCCCAAGUUGGCAGUCCUUAGCGUCAACCUGGUGAUCAAUAAGUACAGACGACGCCCCGGGGCCAGCAAAGGAGGUGAUGGUCCUGCAUUUUCGGCCUUCACUUCUGGAGAAGUAUAUUGUUUCGUCGCCAAGGAGCGAGCUCAUACCUCCCGUUGCCAAGCGGACCGACUCUCUCCUCCACCACCAUGGCUAUUGCAGCGGAGACCGCCGCCGAGGCGCGUACGAAGCUGGCGUACCAGAACCGAUGGAAGACACUCGCGAACAACCCUAAAAUUGUUGUCAUUGCUCUCUUCGCUUCGUUUGGUGGUUUCGAGUAUGGUUACCAGCAAGGAGUCUUGGGCCAGUCGCUCGUCAUGACACGCUUCAUCGACAACUUUCCAUCCGUCGUCGGAUCGUCCAGCGCAACCGGCUGGUUGACGUCCAUCCUACAGCUCGGGGGUAUCCUUGGCUCCGUUACCGCUGGUGUCUUUGGUGAGGUUUACUCCCGCAAGUACACCAUGUUCUCGGCUUGCCUCUGGGUCAUCCUUGGAAGCUACCUGUACACAGGAGCGAGCUACCACAAGCCGGAGCUUCUAUACGCCGGCCGUUUCUUCACCGGACUCGGUGUCGGCACCUUCAGCGGUGUUGGCCCUCUAUACAACGCCGAACUCGCCGCGCCCGAGAUGCGCGGCUUCAUUGUCUCGUUUUACCAGUUCGCCACCAUCCUGGGUAUCAUGUUGAGCUUCUGGAUCGGCUACGGCAGCAACUACAUCGGCGGCAUCGGCGAGGGCCAGUCGGAGCUCGCAUGGAGGCUUCCGUCAUACAUCCAGGGUGUGCCGGCCGUCCUCCUUGCGCUCGGUAUCUGGUGGUUGCCCUUCUCGCCCCGCUGGCUUGUGAAGCAAGGCCGUGACGAGGAGGCCGUCAAGACGAUCGCCUACCUCCGCAAGCUUCCUGAGGACAGCGACCUCGUCCAGGUCGAGUUCAAGGAGAUCAAGGCCGAGGCCCUCUUCGAGCAGCGCGCGUUCCAAAAGGCGUUCCCCCAGCUGGCCGAGAAGGAGAAGACCAGUGUCUGGAUGCGCGAAGUGGCACAGUAUUGGCGCAUUGUCCGCGAAUGGGCCCAUUUUAAGCGAGUUGCAACCGCUUGGUUGGUAAUGUUCUGGCAACAAUGGAGCGGCAUCGAUGCUAUUAUAUACUAUGCGAGUAACGUGUUCCAGAGCCUCGGUCUCACCGGCGGAACGACUGCUCUUCUCGCUACCGGCGUCACUGGAGUCGUUUUCUUCAUCAGCACUUUGCCCGCCAUGGCGUUCAUCGACAAGGUUGGCCGCAAGCCCAUUCUGAUUGUGGGUUCUCUGGUUAUGCUGGUUUCCAUGGUCAUUCCUGGAAUUAUUGUGGCCAAGUUUAGCCACGACUGGCCGGGCCAUCCUGUUGAGGGCUGGGUCGCGGUUGCGUUCAUCUGGAUCUACAUUGGGGCAUUCGGUGCUUCAUGGGGUCCGGUUUCUUGGACGUUGAUCUCGGAGAUUUUCCCCCUUUCCAUCCGUGCCAAGGGUGCUUCUAUCGGCGCAUCCAGCAACUGGCUUAACAACUUCGCCGUCGCCUUCUACGUGCCCUCGAUGCUCAAGAACUGGGAGUGGGGUACCUACAUCUUCUUCGCCGUGUUCCUCGCCGCCAGCAUCGUGUGGGUUCACUUUUGCCUUCCCGAGACCAAGGGCGCAACCCUCGAGGAGAUGGACCGCGUGUUUGGCAGCAACACGGGCGCCGAGGACAGCAUUCUGCUGGCGCAGGCGAGACGGGAUGUUGGCCUGACGGAGGACCUGGAGGAUAGCGCCAUUCACGCCGAGAAGAAAGGUCUCAGCGAGACACACCAUGAGUCUGCCUAAAGCCCCCCAUGGGAUGGGAAACAGCUUGUCUUGUCACGAACUCCGAUGCCAAUACCGAUAUCAGGUCUACUUCAGGAGGUAGUCAACGCAAAAUAAUAACGACGGAACUCCCGAGAAAGGGCUCGGAAUUUAAUCAAGUUUUUUUGCCCUGCCCCGCGUGUGUUUCAUGCUGAACAUCUGUAAAGUCCACAACAUGAGUGGUUUCUGCUCUCUCAGUUGUCCCGCGUCUGAUUUCCAAUCUUGUCGCCCGGCAUACGGACCGGAAAACCGGCCCUCGGCUCCGUCCCCGUCCGGGGGAUGUGGGGACAAGACGGCGUCAGGGCCAUGAUACGCUGAAGAUGGGCGAAAAUUGCGAGACAACCAGCAAUGAGGUCCCUAGAAACUGAACAUCAUGGU